Messenger RNA from Hyaloperonospora brassicae, 936 nucleotides. NCBI's taxonomy places the organism in Eukaryota, Oomycota, Peronosporomycetes, Peronosporales, Peronosporaceae. The record is from the annotation of a GenBank genome assembly.
AUGGCCCACGCAACUCCUUUGACGGCGGAAACGCCGCUGCCGUCCGCUUCGCAGGAGCUCCAGCGCCCGCGCCGGCUAUCCGUGACCACUGCGAACGCGCUGACGAACUUUAGCGCGUUGCAGGCGCAAUUCCGUGCCCACCGCCUCGUGGUGUUCCUCGAUUACGACGGGACGCUGACACCGAUCGUGAACGACCCGGCGCUGGCUCUGCUGCCACCUACGACGAAGCACACGCUCGAGAAGCUGCGCGAGAAGUUCAUUACCGGUGUGAUCACGGGCCGCUCGCUGGACAAGAUCCAGAAGUUUGUGGGCCUUCCGCAGCUCUACUACGCUGGCAGCCACGGCUUUGAUAUCAAAGGACCAGACGGGACGUCGAUCAAGAACCAAGUGGCGUCGCAGUUCCUUGUGGACUUGCGGGCGGUGCGGGACGAACUGCGGGCGCAGAUUCAAGGCAUUGACGGCGCUGAAGUGGAAGACAAUGUCUUCUCCGUGUCGCUGCAUUUCCGAAACGUCGAUCAAGCCUUGUGGCCACAGAUGUCGAAGAUCGCGUACGCUGUGCGGGAUCAGCACCCACGUAUCAAACUCAAUGAGGGGAAGAUGGUCUACGAGUAUAAGCCCAAGCUUGACUGGAACAAGGGAAAAGCGCUGCUGUGGCUUCUCCAGGCGCUUGAACUGGACGAGCACGAUGACGUCUACACUAUCUAUAUCGGCGAUGACACUACUGACGAAGACGCGUUUCAGCUCUUUCGAGCACAAGACGCUCGCAAGGGCGCCGGCAUCAUUGUCACUGAAGAGAGCACGUCCACGAACGCAUUGUUCACGCUGCGCGACACCAACGAAGUGGGCGAGUUCCUGAACCGCUUGCUCGCAUGUGGCGAGCAGAACGGGAGUGCACUCGGUGGUCUUCAGUCAACGGCCCCGUCCACGGCGCAGUAG